AUGACAAUAUCAUUGGUACCAUUCUUUGUUGGUACCAUAACAAUAUCAUUGGUACCAUUCUUUGUUUGUACUAUGACAAUAUCAUUGGUACCAUUCUUUGUUGGUACCAUGACAAUAUCAUUGGUACCAUUCUUUGUUGGUACCAUGGCCAAUAAAUAUCAUGGUACCAUCCU
Loa loa (African eye worm) is the source of this 173-nucleotide messenger RNA. RefSeq lists its product as hypothetical. Lineage: Eukaryota; Metazoa; Nematoda; Chromadorea; Rhabditida; Onchocercidae. The annotation marks the transcript as partial. The record is from RefSeq and is a predicted model, not a curated record. The transcript has a single exon.